This is a messenger RNA of Plasmodium falciparum 3D7, 1764 nucleotides long. Its product is annotated as class I SAM-dependent rRNA methyltransferase. The record is from RefSeq and is a predicted model, not a curated record. The transcript has a single exon. NCBI's taxonomy places the organism in Eukaryota, Apicomplexa, Aconoidasida, Haemosporida, Plasmodiidae. The coding region runs from base 1 to 1764 and encodes 587 amino acids. Gene Ontology annotation, cellular component: cytoplasm. Gene Ontology annotation, molecular function: RNA binding; methionine S-methyltransferase activity.
AUGGCCUUCUUUCUUCAAUUUCCUAAAGAAGGUUUUUUUUUUUUUUUUUCUAGUUUUAAAAGAAGUUGUAAUAAUAAUAUACAUUUUUUAUUAUAUAAGAAGAGAAACAUUGCAUGUUUGUGUGCUAAGAAAUAUUAUUAUAGUAAUAUUGAUUGUGUUAUAGAUAAUCCUAAAAAAAGGCCAACAUUAAUUCUUCAUGAAAAAUGCGUAAAGAGCGUAAUAAACGGUUUCCCUUGGUUAUAUUCUAAAGAUAUAAAAAAUGCAGAAGAGUUAUAUAUAUACAGUCCAUGUUUAGUUAAUAUAAAAGAUGAAUAUAAUGAAAAUAUAGGUGUAGGAAUAUAUAAUCGGAAUUCUAUAAUAUCUUCAAGAUUGUUAAGUAGAAAUAUAAAUGAACAUAUAAAUGAAGAAUUUUUUAAUAUACGUAUAAGAAAAGCAUAUGAAAAAAGAUUAGAAUUAUUUCAUAAUGAAAAUUUCUUUAGGGUUGUGAAUGCGGAAAGUGAUUUUCUUCCUGGAAUUAUUAUUGAUAAAUAUAAUAAAUUAGUAUGUGUACAAAUAAAUGCUAGUGGGAUGGAUAUAUUAUUACCUGUUAUAAUGAAAAGUAUUGAAAAUGUUUUAAAUCCAAAUAUUAUUAUAAUAAAAAAUGAUAAUAAAAUAAGGAAAUUAGAAAAACUACCUAUGAAAAAAGAAAUAUAUAAAGGCAUAUAUAAAUCUCCAAUAGAAGUUCAAGAAAAUGGUAUAACAUUUUUUGUUGAUAUAUUGAAAGGACAAAAAACAGGAUGGUAUUAUGAUCAAAGAUAUAAUCGUACCAUGCUUAUUUCAUAUUGUAAAGAUAAAAAUGUUCUAGAUCUAUUCUCAUAUGUUGGAUCCUUUGGUAUUACAUUAGCAUAUUAUGGUGCUAAGGAGGUAACUUGUGUAGAUUCUUCCUAUUCCGCUAUACAAAACGGAUUACAUGCAGCACAAUAUAAUAAUGUACUAGACAAAAUUAAUUUUGUUCAUGGAUGCGCUAGGAAUUUUUUACAUGUAUGUUUAAAUGUACAAAUAUUAUUACAUGAUAACAAAGGGAAAAAUAUCAAAAAUGUUUUUGACGACACGUCAUCAAUAUCUAAAAACACUUUGGAUUUAAAAGAGCAAAAAAAUAAAGUACUAUUACAAAAUAACAAAAUCAAUUUAAAUAAUGAAGAACAUUUAAUAAAUUCUAACGUUCAUAUGAAGUUAGAACAAAGUAACACACAUAUUUCAUUUGACGAUAAAAUAAAAAAAAAAACAUCGAAUGAUAAUUUGUUACAAGUUAUAAAAGAAAAUAACCAUAAUUUUGAAUCUGUUAUAAAUGAAAAGCUUUUAACAGAUAUAAAGAAUUUAUCAAUAUAUGAAAAGAAGAAAACAGAUGUGUACAUAGAAGAUAUAGAAUUUUUAUUAAGUAAAAGUAAUAAUUAUAAAUUUUUCCAAAAAACAUAUGAUGUUAUUUUAAUAGAUCCGCCACCCUUAGCUCGUAAUAAUUAUUGUCUACCAUCCGCAUUAAAAAUUUAUGAAAAACUUUUAUAUGUAUCCUUUAGAAUAAUACAAAAACCAGGUUAUGUAUUUGUAUCAAGUUGUAAUAGAUUAAUUGGAUAUGAUAAAUUAUUACUUUGUAUUAAAAGAGCAUUAAAAUGGUCGAAAUGUGAAGGAACAAUAAUAGGAGAAGGCAGAAUUAGUUCUGACCAUCCUAUUCAUAUAUCUUUACCCGAAACUAAAUAUUUAACUUCAAUUCUUUUAAUGAUAACAUAG